Mesorhabditis spiculigera is the source of this 840-nucleotide messenger RNA. Lineage: Eukaryota; Metazoa; Nematoda; Chromadorea; Rhabditida; Rhabditidae. The record is from the annotation of a GenBank genome assembly.
AUGUAUACGCAGCAAUUUGUCGCAACCGUGGGAGGACUCGAUGUAGAGACCAACAUCACGUUUACCGUGUGCAGCCUGCACCACAACGUUACGACGGCCGAUCAAGCCGUAGAAUAUGACGCAUGCACGACCAAUGAAGAUCGAGUUUACGAGCCGCACCAACCCUACCUUGUGCCGAACUUUGCGCUGAUUCUGAACCACCCUGCUUGUACACUGGACUGCGACUACAAUUUCUAUCCCGGCAUCGUCACCAGCGCUAACCAGUCUGUGCCGCUGGCGAUAUUUCGGGGGACGGAUAAUUUCUACCCGCAGUUUCUCCUGACGGGUGCCUUUACUGUGGAAGUGCCGCCCAAAUGUCAGCCGACAAUUUCCUUCAAGGGAGGACAAAUCAUUACUGACGCCCUGGUUAUCAUCACCGAAUGCACGGGAAUGCGGCUGGUGGUCGCGCCAGGCUACAACAGUCUUCAAAUGUCACCCGGCGACUGGACGCCGAUGGCCCUCACUUGGAGCUGUAGCCCAGCGGUGAAUAUGACGUUUGAACUGGUUGACCUACUCGAUUCCGUGCUCACCGUGACGAUCGAAACAGAGAAUGUUACUGUAGAAAGAAAUUAUACCUCAAAAGAGACCACACGAGACCUCCUCAACUUCACGUCGGUUUCAACAAUUAGCAUGGUGCUCUAUGAUCCAUUUGUUAUACCGGCACCGUUGCGCUAUGGCUACUACUUACGAGUGAAUUUCACCGACCGGAUAGCUACGACACUGUACCCGUUGGUGACUUCCAAGGUGUCCAAGAAGACGGGCAGCUCGUCAGCAGAAUAUUCUUUGAGGCAGUGCUGUCUA